Molecule: messenger RNA, 589 nt
Organism: Trachymyrmex cornetzi
Lineage: Eukaryota; Metazoa; Arthropoda; Insecta; Hymenoptera; Formicidae
Exons: 2
Coding region: 17-328 (103 amino acids)
Source: RefSeq, a predicted model, not a curated record
GCUGCAUAAUGCAAACAUGACGGCGCAUAUGUCACGUAAGAGAGUCGUAUUGUUAGAAUUUGUUGUCAUUGCCGCGCAGCUGAGUUCUUGGCCGUGUUGUCAUCUGGGCGCUGAAUCAAGGUUUAUGCAGCUCACCUGCAAGUGUGCAUAUUUAUUAUGUAUUAUAAUGCUGUGGCAAGCGAGACUGACAGGGGAGAAAACCAAGAGAAACUCGAGAACUUUUGUGUUAGGGAUAACAAAAAGUAUCUAUAAAAUGGAUUCAGGUACAGAUGCAAGUUUAUAUGAUCCAAAACAGUUUCGCCAGGCACUGUUUUAUGUUGGAUUUUAAGGAGACAGCUUUGAAGGAAACCAGGCAUCCGAACACGUGUCAAUCUUCGUUUUAUCUCCAAGAACUAGACGUGCGUGAGAUUGAAAGAUCGACUUGCAUUAUUCUAUCUAGAUUGCUGCAACAUGAGAAGUCGUAAAUAUCCCAGAAAUAAAUUCACGCGCCAAUUAGAGCGACAAAGAGAUAUUUGCCUCUCAAAUGAACUUGCGUAUUUCGUCAUAACGUUUGAAGAUGAUAGAUAUGAACUCUUACUACUGAAAAGGC